AUGGACAUCAAGUUUUGCAAGACCAACCUUCUCAUUGAGCACAAGGAGUUGGAUGGGAGAUUCCAAUUCAAGUUCACCCACCCGACGGCUGGACUCUCCAAGCUUCUCCUGCCCAACCCUGAGCUCACCACGGUCCUAGGAGGUACAAACAUUGACUUCAGACCCCCUGUGUACACUUUGGUUGGGCAUGAAGCAGAUUUGCAAGAAGAAGAGAUCGAGCUCGAUCGAGCUGAGGAUCGAGCUGAGGCUCAAGCUGAAGAUGGAGUGCAGGAAAGCGCUGAUUUGGGGAAGGCCAUGGACAAGAUGCAAAAGUCCAUGGAUAAGAUGGUGAGCAAGAUCAAGAGCUUGGAGAAGAAAGUAUCUGGUUCUUCAAGCAAGAAGAAGAAGGCACCCAAAGCUCCCACUUUCCCUAGGAGUAGGUCACUCCUCACCACUCAAAGGAGACUCCCUGCCCAAGAGCCUCACAGAGCCUCUUCUUUCGAGCCAAGGGAAGGAGAAGACAACACGCAGAGAAGGAGGAAGACUUCCAAGGCCAGACGCUCCAGCUCGACCACCGGACUCGAUCGAGUCCAAACAGAGGAAACUCAACUCGAUCGAGCUGACGGUCGAGCUGACCAGGAGGAGCCCCAGUUCGAGGAUCCAGGAUUUGAAUACGAUCCCAUGCCUUACCAGGAGCCUCCCCGGAGUAGAUGGAACCCCUAUGGACAGUACGAGCUACCAAUGCUUCACCAAGGCCAAGGAAGCCACACACAUUUCAACGCUGAAGAAGAGGAGGAAGAGGAGCCACAAGCUUGUUUACUUUGUUCUUAG
Microthlaspi erraticum is the source of this 810-nucleotide messenger RNA. Lineage: Eukaryota; Viridiplantae; Streptophyta; Magnoliopsida; Brassicales; Brassicaceae. The record is from the annotation of a GenBank genome assembly.